Peronospora matthiolae is the source of this 2139-nucleotide messenger RNA. The record is from the annotation of a GenBank genome assembly. NCBI's taxonomy places the organism in Eukaryota, Oomycota, Peronosporomycetes, Peronosporales, Peronosporaceae.
AUGCUGGAAUGCCAAACAUGCGGCGCCGUGGGCGACUCGUUCUUUAGUGAAAACUACUUUGGUGAGAUGGUGUGUGAAUUGUGUGGCACGCAGAGUUCCCUUCAAGCACGAAAUGAGACGCUCGAUGUUGAAGACAUGGGACUGGAUCUCCCGACGGCGCUCAAGACGCUAAAGCGGCGCGUGAACCGCAAACCGAAGCGCCCAGCGGAGGACAAGAACAAGACAUCAAUGAAGCGCAUCAAGAAGGAAGGAAAUAACAGCGAGGUGGACAGUGAAAGCGAAGGAUUUCAUGAAGACAGUGAGAAAUUCAAGCAAAAGACGGUACCUGCAUUACCGCCGCUAUUGGAUUGCGUCAUUGCGACGCAAAUGGUUUUAGAUGCAAUGGCCCGGUCACUUGUGACUCGUAUUGGAGCUGAUACGUUUGCAGCUGAGGAAUACCCAAAAGCAGUGAAAACGCUGUGGUUUGCGUUUCUUCAGACGUGGGGCGUGAAAGGUACCAAGCCAUUGCUGCGGUGCUACAAUGAGUUUUUUCUGCACUUUACGCACGAUGAAAAAGCGAAAUUGGAACCGGCUGUGACGUUGGAUUUACUCGAGCAGUGGGAUGCCGAGUGGGAUGAACAACGGGGAAAUGAAGAUGACGUGUUGAAGCUGCAGGAGGAGAAGGAGCAGGAGGAGCAGGAACAAGAAAAGCAGAGGCAGAAGGAGCAACAGGAGAAGGAGCAGGAGCAGGAGCAGGAAGAGGAGAGUGAGCAUCAGCAGAAGAAGAAAGAAGGACAUGCUGCUGGAAACUACGACGAGGCGAAGCAUGCUACGAGCAGAGCUGGAAAAACACGUAGGGAAAAACAAGUCAAGACCAAUGUUCGACUUCCGGGCACGCUGAAUAAAUUUUCAAUCGUGGAUAUGAUAGGUAUCUUGAUGCUUGCUUCGCGAGUACUAAAUUUGGGACUUCUGCCUAGUGAUUUUGCCGACUGGGUCGCGACUGGAGUCAUCCCGUACCAUAACUCGCUGGCCACCACUUGUGCUGACGCACCAGAUGUGAGGGACUCGGUCAAGUGUGUAUCUCACUUUUUCCAGUCCUUGAUGAUUCGUCACCGAGCGAAUACGGUUCAGAUUGCCUACUCGGCCAACCAUUUGAUGUACCACAUGGGGCUGCGUUUGCCUCCACUAAAUGUGCCACUUGCCGCGCACCGGAUUUGCGCCAUGAUGGGGUUUCCGGCAGAAGUCUUUCGUAACUUCCAGUGGAUCUCGGGUUUCAUGAACGUUACGGGACCCUUGCCAGAACUGCCACUGCUGCUUCAAGCGGAGGCCGAUGGCUAUCCCAGGUUAAACCUCACGCCUUCAAAAGAAGAUGGAGCAAGAGUAGACGGAAUACUCGUAUCCGAGGUUGGUAUCGUAGCACACUUGGUAGUAGCGAUCAAAAUGUGUGCGAACUGGCACGAGUGGAUCUACGAGCGACAUCGUGACGAAGACGACGGAGAAGAGACCAAGAGUGAUGAUAGACGAGGUGAGUUUAAGGCACCACCCGCUGCUGCAGUGCACAAUCCGCAUCUCCUUCCUCGCCGAGAUCUGGAUGCCUAUGUUCGGUUUGCCAGGGAAGUUUUCGUGGAUCCUGAACACUCUGGUAUUCCUGAACGCCUCGAGGAGAACGUGCGAAAGCUUGAGCGCGUCGACGCAGCAGGCGAGUUGGCGUCCUCAACUUGCGAUCCCAGAGAGAAAUUAAAGCAGAACAGUCUUUAUGCAUACCCAGCUAUUCAUGUGGAUGGAAUUCUAGCUGAAACGGACGAGUCUAUCGAGGAGCGAAUGAAGCGUCUACGAUCUGGAGAAACGAGCAGCGAACCAGUGCAGAGUGCUGACGGAGAAAAGCAGUGCGACGCAUUCUUCUACCCGCUCUUUUUUCUUUCCAGCUAUCGCAGUGGACUGCAUUCAGCGACAGAGCAUGUGUUGGAGAUCUUGUGUCGGAAGAUUGACGCCCCCAUUGCGUCAGUGUUGCCCCGGCUUGCAGAGCUUGAUAAACGAAUGCAAAGUUUGGUUUACCACUUUGAGCGGACAGAAUUUCACGUCAAUCUGCUCCGACAAGGACGAACAAAGUGGAAGGCUGCUCAGAAAGCUGCUGAGAAUCGUAAUGUCGUCGAGGCUUGA